GAAAACGCCUGACCACCCCCCCAACCCUGGCCUUCCCUGUACAGGCUGCUGCUUCUCCGGCUCUUAGCCAACUACCCUCCCGCCACCUGCGCGGUCCCCCACCGGUCCCGGGGUACCCCCGGCGCCCUGUCCGCCAUGCGGCUCCUGUUACUGGCCUCAGGUGGGCCCUGGCAGGGCAGCUCCCGUUGCCUACUUGCCUGCGGUGGCUGGCCCCCAAUGCUGCUGCUGCUGCUCCUGGGCAGCUGCCUGGGGGUCUCCGGGGCGGCGGCGAGCUCUCGAAGGCCCAAUGUGGUGUUGCUUCUCACAGACGACCAGGACGAAGUGCUCGGCGGCAUGACACCCCUAAAGAAAACCAAGGCCCUCAUCGGACAGAUGGGAAUGACCUUCUCCAGUGCUUAUGUGCCAACUGCUCUUUGCUGUCCUAGCCGAGCCAGCAUCCUGACAGGGAAGUACCCACAUAACCAUCAUGUGGUUAACAACACUUUAGAGGGAAACUGCAGUAGUAACUCUUGGCAGAAGAUCCAAGAACCAAGUACUUUCCCAGCAAUCCUCAGAUCAAUGUGUGGUUAUCAGACCUUUUUUGCAGGGAAAUACCUGAAUGAGUAUGGAGCCCCUGGUGCAGGUGGACUGGAACAUGUUCCUCUUGGCUGGAGUUACUGGUAUGCCUUGGAAAAGAAUUCUAAAUACUACAAUUAUACCCUCUCUAUCAAUGGGAAGGCACGGAAGCAUGGUGAAAACUACAGUGUGGACUACCUGACAGAUGUUUUGGCUAAUGUCUCCUUGGACUUCCUGGACUACAAGUCUAACUCGGAGCCGUUCUUCAUGAUGAUCUCCACUCCAGCACCUCAUUCACCUUGGACAGCUGCCCCUCAGUACCAGAAGAGUUUCCAGAAUGUCUUUGCACCAAGGAACAAAAACUUCAACAUCCAUGGAAUGAACAAGCACUGGUUAAUUAGGCAAGCCAAGACCCCAAUGAGUAAUUCUUCAAUACAGUUUUUAGAUAAUGCAUUUAGGGGAAGGUGGCAAACUCUACUCUCAGUUGAUGACCUUGUAGAGAAACUGAUAAAGAGAUUGGACUUCAAUGGAGAACUCAACAACACUUACAUCUUUUAUACAUCAGACAAUGGCUAUCACACAGGACAGUUUUCUUUACCAAUAGACAAAAGACAGCUGUAUGAAUUUGACAUCAAAGUUCCACUGUUGGUUCGAGGACCUGGGAUCAAACCAAAUCAGACAAGCAAGAUGCUUGUUGCCAACAUUGACUUGGGUCCUACUAUUUUGGACAUUGCUGGCUAUGAUCUGAAUAAGACACAGAUGGACGGGAUGUCUUUCUUGCCCAUUUUGAGAGGAGCUAGUAAUGUGACCUGGCGAUCAGAUAUCCUGGUGGAAUAUCAAGGAGAAGGCCAUAAUGUCUCCGACCCAACAUGUCCUUCCGUGGGUCCUGGAGUAUCUCAAUGUUUCCCAGACUGCGUAUGUGAAGAUUCCUAUAACAACACAUAUGCUUGUGUGAGGACAAUGUCGGCAUUGUGGAAUUUACAGUAUUGCGAGUUUGAUGACCAGGAGGUGUUCGUGGAAGUCUAUAAUCUGACUGCAGACCCAGACCAAAUCACUAACAUUGCUAAAACUAUAGAUCCAGAGCUUUUAGGAAAGAUGAACUAUCGGCUAAUGAUGUUACAGUCCUGUUCUGGACCAACCUGUCGCACUCCAGGGGUUUUUGACCCUGGGUACAGGUUUGACCCCCGUCUCAUGUUCAGCAAUCAUGGCAGUGUCAGGACUCGAAGGUUUUCUAAACAUCCUCUGUAGCGAUUUUGCCCAGCCUCUGCAGUUGGAUCCCUGCACGCCUCUUUCUGAUGAAAUGAUAGUAGGUGUCUGUAGCUAGUCUUCAAGACCAUACCUGGAAAAGUUUCUGCCAUUGUUUUAAGUCCUAUUUGAAAAAGCAGCCCAACCAGCUGACUUCCUCCUGCAAUGUGUUAAACUGUGAACUCUGCCCAUUUGUGGGGAGUGGCUGCCCUUGGUCCCUCCGUUCAGCUGAUAAGGAACACCCCUGAGGUCUUUGUUCUCACCAUACCUUUUCUGUCCCAUGGCCACCAUUCUUGAUCCUACCCUGUGUGGUCAAAGUCUGAAUUUGAAAUCUACUCAGAUAAAUAGCAAUACUUUAGGGCAAAAAGACUUUUUGGAAUACAGCUUGACCCAAAAGCAAAGGACUUGCAGAGCAUUUCAGAUUGAGCACUUCACUAUCAAAAAUACUACUAUGGCUUGAAAAAUAACCAUCAGAGAUGAUUAAGAGCAAGUACGACUGUUUUCAGAUGUGUAGAAUAUAUUGGUACAUUUCCUACCUGUACAUCACAAUGUGAUAAGGUUGCAAAUUCAAAAUAUGUCAAUGAAGCUCCGUUCAUUAUUUUGGAAUUCUGGGCUGGUGCUGCAAUGAAAUACAGCAGUAAGCAUUUGGUAAAGGCUCAUUCCAGGUAGCUCUUGAAGGUGGGAACCACCUACUCUCCAGUGGCUGCUAACCACAUAGAACGCCAGUGAACAUCAGGAAUAGUGAAGGCAUGUCUCUUUCCUUUUGAGAUCUGAAAAAAGGUGACUUAGAUGUAUCAGUAUGGGGGAAAAAAGUUAGUGUCUUCUGAGGGCCUUCUGUAGAUAGUGCUUUCAGGUUUACAGGUUGAAGGCCUGCACUUGGGAUGAACUAAGUGCCUGUCCAGCAGGGUGCCUGGCAGCUGGGUUUCAGUCCCAUGUGUGAAGUUGUUUGGACUUUCUGCAUCUUGCUGUCAUUCUGUUUGUUAUAAAAAUUUCUUACAGUUGAUGCAAAAUACCAGCUACUAUUGAGCUUGGAGAACCCCAACUUCUCCCCUUUCAGUUAAGUUCUUCCUAAGUUUUUGAAGUCUUCAGCCCCCAUUCAGUAUUCCUCUGUCAGAAUCAGAUCUGUUUAGGUGUCCUUUCUGUUUAGGACACCUAGGCUCAAAGACCAAUCCCAUUUCUACUGUUUUCUUCACCAGAAGGUUAGUUGGUGGUAAAGCAGCAAGGAAGGGGAAAGAGCUGUGGUUUAUAACUUGUUAGACUCAGGCGAUAAGUGAUUUUAGCUUUAUUUAAGGUCUUACGUUGAGCUUUAAGCACUCCGUUUGUAAGACAUGGCCACAAGUUAACUAUGCUACCAGAACUUCAGAUAGCCAUUGGGUUUAUUCCUUUACCUCAUGUGAACCCAGCAACUGUGGGGGUAUCUAGAGGUAAAAUAAGCAAGCAAAAUGAACACCUCUGCUAUGAAUGUUUUAGGGAAAGAAAUUCCAAAAAUUCUGUAACUAAAAGCAAACUAAUAAUGUUCAAUAUGGGUAUCAGCUUUGUUCUCUGCUUUGGUUCUUAACCUUAUAAGUCAACGUCAGCAUUGAUGAAGGUUGACCAUAGUUAUUCCCAAAUAAAAAGAAACUGACUCUUACCAGGUUUUGGACUAUGACAUCACAUUAUUCAGCUUUAUGACGCUGGUUCCUAAAAGCACAUUAAGUCUUAAAAUGAAACAAGUCAGUGGCAAUAGUAUCUCUGCCCCUGUGCUCUUAUAUUCAGCUGGCUUCUGUGUGGUGGUGGGAUGUGGUGAGACACUCUCUGUGGACCUGUUCUGGUUUGGGUACGUUUCCUACCUAACCUUUGCAUAAGCUCUUAUUUUACUUUUUCUCUUGGAUUGGCAUCAUUCUGGAUCUGUGCUAAAAUAAUACAAGGAGACCUCAGUUUAUAGCCUAAUAGACUAUAAAAUACACUCCACUUCUCAGAAUGUGUAUAUACAAACGAACCACUGCAAGAGGCUUUCCUUGCUACCUUUUUAAUUGUGCUGACUUGGAGUUCAAUUAUUUUCUCUUUUAAGAAGGCUAGGUCCAUGUCUGUUGGUGACUUUCAGAAUUGUUGUUGUUAGGUGCCUUUGAGUCGGUUCUGACCCACAGCAACUCUGUGUACAACAGAACGAAACUCUGCCCUGUCUUGCACCAUCCUCACAAUCGUUGCCGUGUUUGAGCCCAUCGUUACAGCCACCGCGUCAGUCCAUCUCCUUGAGGGUCUUCCUCUUUUUCUCUGACCUGCUACCUUACCAAGCAUGAUGUCCUUCUCCAGAGACUGGUCCCCCCUGAUAAUAUGUCCACAGUACAUGACACGAAGUCCUGUCAUCCUCACUUCGAAGAAGCAUUCUGGCUGUACGUCUUCCAAGGCAGACUUGUUUGUUCUUUUGGCAGUCCAUGGUAUAUUCAGUGUUCUUGGCCAGCACAACAGAGAGCCAUAUAACCAGUAAGAAUGAACAGAGGCCUUAGGAAUGAAUAGAGAUUGUGUAGUAUAAGAGUCCUUAUUACACAGCUGUCUCUAAAAUACAAUUACAAGGUAGGGAGCAACUUUUGAGCAUCUUUGAAUUUGACAAAUGGUGCUGUUGCAAAUACAUUUUAAUUGACAACAACAGGGAGUUUUUAUACAAAAUAGUAAUGAUAGCCAUGGAAGUUGUACCUUAAUCUGUGAGAAAUGUUAUUAAAUUUAUCUUUACGUGUCUCAAUUAAGGAUCAGUGCUUUUUUUAAUGAAAGCAGAAAAGUUGUCCCAGUACCCUUUUUCAGAGAAAGCAAAGGAUAUUUCAAGUGAUCCAUCAGUGGAAAGAGAUGAGUGUAUUUGAGUUCUGUCAUUUCACUACCACUUAGGCCUCACUGAAUUUUGUAAAUUUCUAUGUUUGCAUCAUCUGUUCCUAGAAGUUAUUCUACCCCAGCUCUGUGUCAUCUCAAUCAUUUGACCUACAAAGUGCCCUUGAAAGGACCCUGUUCACUGCUGCACUUUUCAAUGAAUUAAAAUUUAUUUCUGUGUCUAGUGGGAAUGUGUCCUUUGUUUUAGUCCCCAAAUAAUAAUUUUGAUAAGAUGCUUUUUUCCUCGAUGCUGUUUAAUAUUUUAAUUGCUCAGUACUGAGGAUGGGAUAUUUCACUAUUGGGAUCUAUAGUCUCUACCCACGUAGCUCAUAUACACCUGGUCCGUACAGACCGAUAGCCCCUGAAUGAAGCACCAUGUAGAAAAUCCUUCCUGAUAAAUCUUUAUUCAUUUACAGCUUUGGAGAAGCAAUCUUAUCUUGGCUGGCUUUAAAAUGGACUGAGCUCACCUUCCAAGAUGCUUUGUACUUGAUUUCCAAUCAUAUGAUCCAUUGCCCUAAUCUUAAAUGGGUCAGCAAACUUUUUCUUAAAAGACCAGAUGAUAUUUUAGGCUUACAGCUCUGCUGUUGUAGUGCAGAAGUAUCCAGAGACAAUACAUAAACAAAUGGCUGUGGCUGUGGGCUAAUAAAAUUUUACAUACAAACACAGGCAGGCUGUAAUUUGCCAACCCCUCACUUAAUAGGAUGCUUUGUAUCUUUCCUGUUCUAUCUGAAGACAAAGUAAAAAAAACAGGAUAAUAGAAGACACUCAUAAAAGUUGACAGGUAAUGCUAUCAGAACAGAUAAUUUGGGUAUAUCACAAUGUCAGGCGCACUGGUGUAGGUCUGGGGUUUGAUUUUACUCUCUUUAUAAGCAAAUAAGUUAGCCUGUUUCUGUUUCAUGGUUGUUGACAGAAGACUUGAGACUCCUGGGCCGGAGACAAAAGACUGUUACAGAACAGCAAGUGGCACGAGCACAUCAGUUCACCCUCGCCCUAGGUCCCACACGUACAACGUGUGAAGGUCCUAGAUGGAUACCUGCAUAUGCGGUGGGUUUUGUUACAAGAGAGGGACAUUAAGCUUGGAGAACCUGCCAUUCUGUAGCAACACUAAGCAAGCCUACUCUUUGUCCUGAGAAAUAUAGUACCUUACUCCUCAAGGUUGCUCACUGCAAACACAGUCCUUAGAAACGGCCCGGGUAAAGAGUGGUCAGGCCCUUGCAUUCUCAGCAUACCCAAAAAGAACAUUCAGGAACACUUAGGCCCAUAAUGAAUUGCUUCCCAACAACUGUCAGCUGUUUAAUAACAGGGGAUCACCUAGUUGGAUGCUCUACCCUCCUCCCUCCACAAGGGCUAAAGAGCUAGAUCAGGCCAGGGAACAGUUGUAGACCUAAAUGCUUAAAGAAGAGUUCUUUACCCAGGGCCCAAGGCCAAGGAACUGUGUGGGAUAAGUAACGAAGACAGGUGCUGGCUGGCCUUUAAGAUUUCAAAACAGGAGCCACCAAGACCUGUUGAAGUGAGGGAGAGGGAAAGGAUAACACAAUGUUAUCCUUUGAGAACUACCUAACCUUUGUCUAAAUACUGGAGUAAAGGGGGAAGUAGAAUAGAGGCUCUGUGAUUACUGACCACAUGAGCCAAACCGUCAACAAGGAGAGAGUUUAUGUUCGUAGACUCAUAAAAUGAAGUAGAGACUCUGCUGGCUCCAUUUUUCUAACUUAUCCCACCUAUUCCCACUAAGGCCGUACCCGGCCCUAUAGAACCAGAUUCCAUACAGAAUUGGUCUUGGUUUCAUCUUCUACUGCUAAUGAAUUUAAAGAGCUAGUCAUAUGUGUACCAUAUAAAAACUGUUGAGACAACAGCCAACCAAAGAAACCAAGGACGCAGGCUGAAAGCUUGUGCUGAGACCUCUGCUGAUGUCCUAGGAGCUACUAUGUAAGGUCUAGAUUGUGGGACAUGGGAAGUAGCUCCCAGAGUACUGUAGAAUAGGUGACAGUUCUAAAUCUUAGUCUUUGAGAGUAAGAUUUCAUAGCCACCUUCUGCCAUUGAGACUUGAGAUCCAUGUAUGUCCUCUUAACAUGAAGCUCCAGUGGAGACUAGCAGGUUCUCAAAGGAUGGAGAGAUACAAAGGAUGCUUUAAUUAUUUAUGUGAUUAAAAUAGCUCUCUGGGAUAGGUAUUUUCCUCAGCUUAAUCAACCCAAGCUCACAAAGCUAGUCAAAGAUUUAGGAUUUGGAUGAAGAUCUGGCUUCAAAGCCAUCUUUCUUUUACACUCUGCUGGCUCUGUGGUCUAUGAAAGAUUUCCCCUCCCAGCACAUCAUAUAUCUGAGUACCUACUCUGCCUAGUAGUAAGCUUGGUUAUGAAAAUAUGAAAGAAUGGUCUAUUCCUGUCCUCCAGGAACUUAUUGUGUAGAAAGCUGCAAAGAGAACUUCCCUCUGGUGCCCACACAGAGAAACUACUUUCAGACUAAAGGGUGCUACUAUCAUUGAAGUGGUUUCUUAUCCUAUGCCUCAUCAUGUUGUUACUAGGUGCCUUCGAGUCAGUUCCGACUCAUAGCAACCCUGUGCACAACAGAACAAAACACUCCAGUCCUGUGCCAUCCUCACAAUUGUUGCUAUGCUUGAGCCCAUUGUUGCAGCCACUGUCAGUCCAUCUUGUUGAGGGUCUUCCUCUUUUUUGCUGCCCCUCUACUUUACCAAGCAUGAUGUCUUUCUCCAAGGACCGAUCAUUCCUGAUAACAUGUCCAAAGUAUGUGAGACGCAGUCUCACCAUCCUUGCUUCUAAGGAGUAUUCUGGCUGUCUUCUUCCAAGACAGAUUUGUUGUACCACAUCAUGGCUGAUGGACAAGAAGAAAAAAAGAGGGUUCUUCUUGUCACACCUCAUUUAACUAUUUCCAGCAUGGCUAUGGUAGCCUGCCUCCAAGAUGGUUCCCAAUGAUCCUUGCAUAGCCCCCUCCCACAUUGCAUCAGGGUUGGUCUCUGUGACAGAAUACGAUGCAAGUAAUGGCAUGUAACUUCUGAGGCUAGGUAAUAAGAAACAUGGCCACUUCCUCCUUAAUCUCUUGGAUCAUUCACUCUGGAGGGAACCUGCCGUCAUAUCAUGAAGACCCAGUGGGGAGGUCCAUAUGGUAAGGAUCUGAGACCUGCAAACAACUGGUCCUUGCCAGCCAUAUAUGUGAACUGUCUUGAAAGCAGACCCUCCAUUCCCAGUCAGGACUUCAGGUGACUGGAGGUCUAGUUGACAUCUUAACUGCAAUCUCAUGAGACUCCAAGCUAGAACCACCCAGCAAAGCUACUCUCAAACUCCUGACCCAGAGAAACCAUGUGAGAUAAUAAAUAUUCAAUGUUGUCUAAAGCCACGAGUUUUUGGGUAAUUUGUUACAUGACAAUAUAUGACUAAUACAAUGGCCAUGGCUGGUUUGCCAAGAGAGAAAUUACAGCAGGCCUUUAACCAAAAUGCAUCCAAUUGUAGGUACCUGAGGUGCACGGUAAAGCUGGCCAGUGCUUAAGGCUCAACUUCUGUCCGAGUGGAAAAAAGUCUUAAGUACAUUGCAUACUUCAAGAGUACCAACACAGGCUCCCAGCUAUUGUUACUACAACCAAAUAGAAGCUUCUUUGUUAGAAUGGUUGCUAAAAUGUUGCUCCUCAGCACAUGUUGGAAAAUAUUUUAAUGGGCUCUCUUGGCUGGCUGGUUCCAGUCUCAAAGUCUUCUCUCCAGCCGGUCUCCAUAACUCAGAGGGGCCAGUGCUGGGGAGAAGAGCAGCUCUUUGAGCAGCUGCUGCAUACCAGGACUCUGGCUGGGUUUCCAAGGCACCUGUUGUGCAAGUCCAUCAGUCACUCUUCCCUUGCCUCCUCGCAACGCUGGGAAAGUAGCUCAGGUGCACAAUUGAUUCCGAUCCCGCUAAGUCCCUAAGAAAGUGGCUGCUUUUCAGUCUUUUCUUUCCCAGUCCCCCUAUCUCCCAGCCUCUCCCAGAUUAGGUGAGCUACAAUUUUAUUAGGCCUCAGAUGAACACAACAACUUGGAUUGUUUUUAGCAGUCUUCAUUUUGAGUCAUCAGGGCAGCCCAGCCUGCUUUUAUGUGAAUGCUCCCACAGAGAACGAGACCCUGGUGCCCAGUCUGGUCUUCUGCAUAGUAAGUGAAAACAGAACUGUGUCCCCGAUCAUCCUGGCCCCUUUCCUUCUUCCUGUAAUGCCACGGGAAGCGCAGUCAAAGAGUUCAGCCAAAGGUGAACACUGGCUGCAGGAAGAGAGGCAGGAAGCUGCAGUUCAGGGUUUCCUGCUAGAAGAGCUCCUUCCUGUCUCAGUGCUACCCUAGUGGCUGUUUCCCGACAUGUCUGUGAAACAUUCAGUUCCACAAGGUUUGUCCCCUGCAGCUAGGAGAGAUACUCAAUGAGUUUAAGUUAUGCUCCAGUCUGCAAAGCACAGAACUCUCUAGGGGGAGAAUUCACAUGCAUGGAAACGUGACCAGGAACAAAGGCCAACGCCCCUGCACUCACUGUGCCUACAGGCAGCCUCUGGUUUGGAUCAUGCAGCAUCACUCCCUGCCUUACCCUGACAGGACAGCAUGGGUUAACCCUAGUCCCAGCAGCUCUGAGCAUUUUGGCUCUAAUUUGUCAAGGAAGAAAGAUAAUGCUGUGUAACUGUAUUUAUUGGAAGCACAGGGGAAGGCACCGAAUGGUGAUCUUUUGGUUAUCAAUAACCCAAGAAUCUUGAGUAUUUCGCUUAUGACACCAUUUCUUUCCCUCAGCAUGAAUUUAAAGAACAAAAAUAAAAACUGUUCUGCUUAUCAGAUACAUCUUCACUGUCAAAAGGUCCCUCUUGGAAAUCAGCACCUAGGGUACUUCUAGAUGAACUUCAGUGUCAACACGAUGGGUAGGCAACCGUUAACACCACUGUAGGAACAAGAGCUUAGAAAACAAUCCCACCUUUUAUCAGGCUUUAUAGCAUAUGAGGUGCCUUCACGUUCACUAAUUUGGUUCUCACAACAGCCCUGUGAAAUAAGCACACAGGUGAUGCUAUCUCAUCUCCAGAGGACAAGAAACUGGAUUUGAUCCAGAAAAAUUGCCAAUGUCAAUUUUAACUCUGCAUUUGCCAACGAUGAACUCUCAACCUAGGGGAAUUAUUUAGCCUGAUAAAAGUUCUUUUCUCAUAAUAAAAAUACAAGAACGGCCCUGAUAGAACAUGUUGCCAAUAGAAACCAGUCCCCUGUUGUGUAGAAGAUUUCAUGUAGAUAAUUUAUGAAUUCUGCUAGGAUGUAUCCGUUUAUCCUUACAAUCUCAGCUCUAAAUUACUUCCUCAAGAAAGCCUUCUUUGACUUCCUAGAUUAUACACUCUUGUAGCACCCAGAACUUUACCUUUACAACACUUAACAGUUUGCAUCACCGGGGCCUGAUUUCCAUGAGAACAGGGACUACAAUGUUCUUUCUCACUAUAACCUACUCAAUAUAUGACAUUCUUGGGGUGUUUUAUAAAUAUUUGUUGUAUGAAUCGGAGUCCCUGGGUGGCGCAAAUGGUUAAGCACUACUGACCGAAAGGUUGGCAGUUCAAAUCCACCCAGAAGCCCCUUGGAGGAAAGGCCUGGCAGUCUACUUCUGAAAGAUCACAGCCGUUGAAAACCUAUGGAGUACAGUUCUACAAUGACACACAUGGGGUCACCGUGAGUCAGAAUCAAAUCAACGGCAACUGGGAUUUUUUGGUUGAAUGAAUGAGAUCAAGAAAUUAGGUGUUCUAGUCAAGUUCUUUUGAUUACAAAGCAAGAACAAACUAAUUCAAGUGACUUUUCUUUAAUUUAAAGGUUUAUAUGAAAUAUACAUAUGUAUAUGUAUAUAUAUCACAGACUCCAAGGGCAUUAAUCAAGAUACACUCAUCCCUCUGUAUCAUUAUAAUUAGUUUCCAAAAUGUGGGCUGCUAAAAAAAAAAAAAAAUUAUGACUAUAGUCUCAUUUUAAUAAAUGUAAACCCUACUGCGUUUUGAAUGAUAAAAAGUCAAAUGUCAAGUUAGAAUGUUACUGAUACAUGCAUGUAAGUCACAUACUGCAGAUAACUGUAAACUUGUAUAAACAAGGAACCAGCAGCAACAUCAACACUUGUAAUUUGGCAAGCUUUUCAGAGGUUAGGCAAAAUUAGGACUGUGUAGGCAUUUUUUUUUUUUUUUAAGGCAUAGUGGUUAAGAGCUAUGGCUGCUAACCAGAAGGUCAGCAGUUCAAAUCCACCAGCCACUCCAUGGAAACCCUAUGGGGCAGUUCUAUUCUGUCCUAUAAGGUUGCUAUGAGUUGAAAUCAACUUAACAGCAAUGAGCUUGGUUUUGGUUUAGUAAAACUUUUUUUUUUUUUUUGCAGUCAAUAACAGUAAUUUCUAAGGAAACUUAUUUCAAGGAUCUCAAAUGUGAACACAUCAAGUAUUAUCUGUAGAAUCUGUAGUAAUGACACCUCUCCCAGUCCUGAUAUAUUAGUAAUUUGCACCAAUUACCAAUUCUUUUUCUUUCCUGAUGAGUUUGACUAGAGGCUUAUCAACUCUUAUUAACCUUUUCAAAGAACCAGCUUUUGGUUUCAUGGAUUUUCUAUUUCAUUGAUUUCUACUCUUGCCUCUAUGAAUGACUUCAUUUCUUCUGCUUACUUUGGGUUUAAUUUGCUUUUCUUUUUCUAAUUUCUUAAGAUGGACGACAAAGUCACUGAUUUGAGACCUUUCAUCUUUUUCUAAUAUAGGCAUUUAGUGCAUAAAUUUCCCUCUAAUUAACACCUUCAGCUGUAUCCACGUUUUGAUGUGUUUGAUUCAGUUAAGAGUACUUUAUAAUUUCCUUUUUGAUUUCUUACUUUACCCAUAGGUUAUUUAGAAGUAAUCUCCCAAUAUUUGUUUUUGGGUAUUUUUUCUUUUUAUGGACCUCCUAUUUAUUUGUGGUCAGAGAAUAAACUUUGUAUGAUUUAAACCAUUUUUAAGUUUAUUGAAAUUUGUUUUAUGUCCCAGAAUGUGUUGUCUUGUUAUGUGUUAUUUAAAAACAAUGUUUCACUGCUGUUGGAGUGUUCUCUGUCAGGUCAAAAUAGUUGAUAGUGUGGUUCAAGUCUUACAUUCUUUGAUUUUCUCUCUACUGUUUCUAUCAGUCACUGAGAGGUUUGUUGAAAUCACAAUUGUGAGUUUGUCUAUUCAUGCAGUUCUAUCAAUUUUUGCUUCAUGUACUUGAAUUCUGUUAUUAGGUGCAUUAACAUUUUGGGUUAUUCUGUCCUCUUGAUGAAUUGACCCCAUUAUCGUUAGGAAAUGACCCUCUUUAUCUCUGGUAAUAUUUCCUUUGAAUCUACUUUAUCUGAUGCUGAUAUAGCCACUCUAACCCAAUGCUCUAAUUUUCUUUUAAUUAGUGCUGCCUGAGGGCUGCUGCCUGGAUUCCUUACUUAAUUCCUGUUUGCCUUUAUAUUCUCAGCAAGCAUCUUUUCUUGAUAAAGUGACUAGAUGACAUGCCCAAUCUUACUUAAAAAUCACUUUGAACAUUUUCCUUGAGAGCUCACACACACAAUAUUGGAAUUCCUUGCCCUUUUGAAAAGAACUGGAACACACCAUUUAUAGUUCUACCAUGAAUAAGAGAUUUUGAAUUUAAACUGUUGCCUCCCUGGCCUGCAGCAGAAUUCAAGGAUUCUAAGUUUUGUCAAGAUGCUAAAGUUUUUAAGGAAUUCUGGAGCAGCAUUUAAGCAAAUUUUACUGCACCUGUCAAUUGGAAAACCCUCUAGAGCAGCCAGCCCCCAGAACUCCACUCCAGAGAAAGGAAGCACUUAGGGCUAAUUAGUCCCACACGUCCAUAAUUGCUAAAUUGAGGGAAGAGUGCUAUACCAGGCAAACGCAAACCAGAUAGAUGCCUUUAAAGGCCAAGGUGCACUUUAAUUAAGACUUGGAAACCCUGGUGGCCUAGUGGUUAGGUGCUACAGCAGUUUGAAUCCACCAGACGCUCCUCGGAAACUGGGGGGCAGUGCUACUCUGUCCUGUAAGGUCGCUAUGAGUCGGAAUCGACUCGACAGCAAUGGAUUUGGUUUUUUCCUUACAGAUAAACGAACUGUAGGCUGGUUAAAAUAACUUCCUCCCAAAACCCAGCUAAAUCCCAACUUCUUUUGAAGUUUACAAAACGGUUUGAUGUUUGUGUAUAAACGUUUAAAGGUUCUAAUGCUGGAGGUUUCUCAGAAACAGAGUGGUGGUACUCAAGUUCAGAUACUGCCAAGUGCUGUCUCAGAGGAAGAAUCAAAAAUGUCUUUUGGAAGAUGUUACUUGAGAUGAAAAAGGUCUGUCCCCUACACUGCCACUCUCGCUUUAGAAUUAACAGGGAAAGAUUUGCCAAGAAAAACUAAAACAAAGCAAAAAAAAAAAAAAAACUACAAAUGGAAUUAAUAGCAUUUUACAAGAAAGCUGUUUUUUUUAACUCUGUUUUCCCCUCCCACAAGAAGCGUACUUCUUGUACACUUAAUUAAGCAAGUGGUGAGUCACACCAGUAGUAAACUUUAUGGUGGAUGAUCCUUGAUGGAGAGAAAAACAUCAAAUGAGUCAAACCUUUGCAAGCAUUUGGUGGCUCCUGCCGACCUCUGACUUCUCCCUGAAGCUGUUAUUCUUCUGCUAUUGCAGGGACUUGUCUUACCAGCUGCAGUGAGAACACUGGGUUUGCGCUCAUGCAACAGAACCUCUCUAGAUGAAAACACAAUAACUGUUUCCUUCUAUGUAACUGAGUAUAAUCACUUAAAUGGAAAGAUAAACGGGUAACAGCAACAGAAAGGAUGAUAAAGGAUAAAGCACUGAGGCAUUAAGGCUGUCCUCUCAUUUCCCACAAAUUCUAACUGCACCAAAACAGGCCUGCUUUCAGAGGACCUUUCUAUUAGACGCAAUCUAAAAAAAAAAAAAAAACCAAACCCACUGCCAUCCAGUGGACCCCAACUCAUAGCGACCCUACAGGACAAAGUAGAACUGCCCCACUGGGUUUCCAAGGAGUGGAUUCAAACUGCCGGCCUUUUGGUUAGCAGCCUAAUUCUUAACUGUGCCACCAGGGGGCUCCAGAGGCAACCUAGGAGGACUUUAAUGGGCAGCUUAUCCGAAAAAUCUGAUAGAGCUUACAGGACAAGAGCUUGGAGCAGCAGGGCAGCAUGGUUGACUGGACCCAGGCUCUGCCACUCACUCACAGAACGGUCUUGGGCAGGUUGUUGAACUUCAAUGUGUCUGUUGUUUCCCUAUCUGUAAAAUGGGGAUAUUAACAGCACCUACCCCAUGGGGAAGAAAAUUAGUUAAUACAGAUCAAAAUAUUUUAGAAUAGUGCCUGGCACAUACUAAGCACUAUGUAUGUUGUUGUUGAGUGUUGAGUCAAAUCCAACUCAUAGUGACCCCAUGUGACAGAGUAGAACUACCCCAUAGGAUUUUCUCAGCUGUAAUCUUUAUAGAAACAGAUCUCAAGGUCUUUCUUCUGCGGAGCCGCUGCGUGGGUUAGAAACACCAACUUUCCAGUAUUACCAGCCAAGUACUUAACUGUCUGUGCCACCAGGGAUCCUUAGCACUAUAUAUACAUUUGCUAUUAUACAAUACUUUUCCCCUUCUUUCAAAAAAAAAAAAAAAACCAUAAUUGGGAUCAUCUGACAGUGUCCCAAAUGCAGAUUUAAAAAAUUUUUGUGUGUGCUUUAGGUGAAAGUUUACACCUCAAGUUAAUUUCUCAUACAAAAUGUUAUACACAUGUGACCCUAGAUGCAAUCCCUAUAAUGUGACAGCACACUCCCCCUUUUUCAUCCUGGGUUUCCCAUGUCCAUUCAACCAGCUCCUAUCACUUUCUGCCUUUUCAUCCCACCUCUGGACAGGAGCUGCCCAUUUAGUCUUGUAUAUCUACUUGAACUAAGAAGCACACUCUUCACAAGUAGUAUUUUAUGUUUUAUAUUCCAGUCUAAUCUUUGUCUGAAGAGUUGGUUUUAGGAAUGCUUUAUUUCUGGAUUAACCGAGAGUCUGGGGGCCAUGUCUUGUAGGGUUCCUCUAGACUCAGUCAGACUAUUAAGUCUGGUCUUUUUAUGUGAAUUUGAGUUCUGCACCACACUUUUCUCCUGCUCCAUCAGGGAUUCUCUGUUGUGUUCCGUCAGGGCAGUCAUUGGUAGCCAGGCACCAUCUAGUUCUUCUGGUCUCAGGCUGAUGGAGUCUCUGGUUUAUAUGGCCCUUUUGUCUCUUGGGCUAAUAUUUUCCUUGUGUCUUUGGUGUUCUUCAUUCUCCUUGGCUCCAGGUCGGUUAGGUCCAAUUGAUGCAUCUUAGAUGGCCGCUUGCUAACUUUUAAGACCCCAGAUGCCAUUCACCAAAGAUGCAGAACAUUUUCUUAAUAAACUUUCUUAUGCCAGUUGACCCAGCUAUCCCCCAAAACCAUGUUCCCCAGAAUAAAAUUCUUAAAAACUGAUUUUGCAACAUGUUGUUGUUCUUGUUGUUAGGUGCCAUCGAGUCGGUUCCGACCCACAGCAACCCUAUGCACAACAGAACAAAACACUGCCUGGUCCUGAGCCAUCCUUACAAUCGUUGUUAAGCUUGAGCUCAUUGUUGCAGCCACUGUGUCAAUCCACCUCGUUGAGGGUCUUCCUCUUUUCUGCUGACCCUGUACUCUGCCAAGCAUGAUGUCCUCCUCUAGGGACUGAUCCCUCCUGACGACAUGUCCAAAGUAUGUAAGAUGCAGUCUCGCCAUCCUUGCUUCUAAGGAGCAUUCUGGUUGCACUUCUUCCAAGGCAGAUUGGUUCAUUCUUCUGGCAGUCCAUGGUAUAUUCAAUAUUCUUUGCCAAUACCACAAUUCAAAGGCAUCAAUUCUUCUUUGGUCUUCCUUAUUCCCAGCAGUCUACUUCUGAAAAGUAUUAGCCAGUGAAAACCUUCUGAAUAGCAGCGGAACAUUUUGCACCGUAAGAAUAAUUUAUUUAAACAACAGUUAACAAUUGGUGACUAAUUGAAAAGCAGCCUAGGGCAGGGAGUUAAGUCCCUUACUGGAUAAAAAUUCUAAAACACUCAUCCUGCACCUUGGGUAGUAACCCAGGCUGGACUCCCUAACUAGAUUCUUCUGCAUACAUCAAAGAAAACAAACAUCUAUACAGAACCAUAAUUUUCUAUCAUAAUACUUUCAUCUAUAAAGCAGUUAUUGUGCUUGAAAUGUGUUCCCCUCACCGACUGGUGCCAGCCUUGCUUCUAUUUCACCAGUCCCUCUAGAGGGCAGUCUAGUAGUAAAAAUGCUUACCUACAGUAGGUGUGGGUGCUAAGACCCGGGUACCUCAGCCUUAGGUAAAUCUUCCUAGUCACCAGUGAAGUUCACCAAACACUCACCAUCCCAUGUAAGUCAGUUACAUGCACCAGAAAAUACAGAUACUCACUUCAUGUUGAAAGUGGUCUGUUUGGAGGGUAGGAGGCCUCAAGGCAAGAACAGUGGUGGGGUAGAGGUGGAGGGAGAUUUCUAAGGAACUGACAGUGUUCUAGUUCGGUAGCGGUCACAGGGGUGUUUGCUUUAUAAUUCUUUAAACUAUUUUCAUGUGUGUCCCUGGGUGGUGCAAAUGGUUACUAGCUGAACGGUUGGCAAUUCGAAUGCACCCAGAGAUGCCUCCGAAGAUAAGCCUGGUAAUCCGCUUCCAGAAGGUCACAGCCUUGAAAACCCUACUCUGCACACAUGGGGUCACCAUGACUCAGAAUCAACUCAACGGCAACGAACAACAACAAUUCCUGUGCUUUAUACCCUUUAGAAUGUAUGAUAUAUUUCACAAUUAAAGCAACUGUUUCAAGUAGAAUAGGAAAGUCCUGUAUGGGCAGACACUAAGCUAGGGUUAUUCCUCCCUAGUGCAUAAGGCAGAGGAAAAAUGACAUUUAGGAAACAAAUGCGGCCCACCCAAACCUACUGAGAGUCACGCUGUCCCCAUGGAUCUGCAAGCACAGCUCAUCCCCACUCCUGGGACCUCCUGUCAUCCGGAAUAUAUCAUAAAUAAAAACACCACACGCACCAGCUAACAACUGCAGUUUUUAAUGAAAACAAUUUGUCAUUCCAGAAGCAACUUCAGGGGGAAAAAAAUCUUCCCUAUAAAAAAUAAAAUUAGACUCCUGAAAAUUAUAAAUAUUAUAAUUUUACUUCUGCAAUUUCAAAUGCUCCCCCACAAUACCACACCUUCCUUUAACAUCUCCUGUACCAUCACACGGUGAAAACAGUAUUCCAGCAAGGCUUACUUUCAUGGAACAUAAGAAUUUGUAAAAUGAUUUUUUAACAAUCUUUCUUUGGCCUUAGUGCCCUUUUUCUUCUUUGAAACAUUAAAAAAUGCUGCUGUGGUAACCAGUGUUUGGGAGAGAACACCAGUCUCUUGAAGAACCAUGAACAGACAGAGUUUCAAUACAGUAAAUUUUCCAAAUCAAAACUUGUAGUGCACAUGACAAAAAGUGAGGUUCUGGAUAAUACAGAUGAGGAUGAUGCCUGUUUAGACAAUCUACUUCAAGUAAGGAAAAAAAAAAAAUUCACACAUACCCAUCUGCUAGGACUUUAGAUUUCUAACUGUGU
Loxodonta africana (African savanna elephant) is the source of this 17122-nucleotide messenger RNA. RefSeq names its product glucosamine (N-acetyl)-6-sulfatase (gene GNS). The coding region runs from base 136 to 1803 and encodes 555 amino acids. Gene Ontology annotation, molecular function: glycosaminoglycan binding; N-acetylglucosamine-6-sulfatase activity. Lineage: Eukaryota; Metazoa; Chordata; Mammalia; Proboscidea; Elephantidae. The transcript is spliced from 14 exons. Gene Ontology annotation, biological process: glycosaminoglycan metabolic process. The record is from RefSeq and is a predicted model, not a curated record.